CAAAAAAUCCAGCUACGGGCACACUUUCAACCGGCAGCUAAACAAUUUAUAACAAUUUCCGCUUAUGGCCUAAUUCCGUUCAAACCCCUGGUCCUCUAACUAUAAGCUCCUCCAAAUGGUGAAUAUAUCCACCAUAAAUUGGCUCUUCGUCUGUGGCCUAUCCUUUUGCGUGGGCGGGAUUGCGGUCCUCAGUUUCAUGCCACUGGGCUCAGACUGUGUUUGUCCGCUGUCAAACCCGCUGACCAGGCUGACUGGCGUCGGAGAGGGAGGAUUGGCUGUGCAGAAAGAGCAACCACAUGACCACGGUGGGGCCGCCCACAAAAUGGCACUGCUGGUGCCGUUCCGGGAUCGGUUCGAGGAGCUACUCCAGUUCGUGCCUCACAUGACCGCAUUCCUGCGACGCCAGGGAGUGGCGCAUCACAUCUUCGUGCUGAACCAGGUGGACAGAUUCCGCUUCAAUCGCGCAUCCCUCAUAAACGUGGGCUUUCAGUUUUCCAACGAAGUAUAUGAUUAUAUUGCCAUGCACGACGUGGACCUGUUGCCUUUAAACGACAAUCUGCGCUACGAGUAUCCCAGCAAUUUGGGUCCCCUGCACAUCGCCGGACCCAAGCUGCAUCCGAAGUACCACUACGAUAACUUUGUCGGAGGGAUCUUGUUGGUACGGCGGGAGCACUUCCAGCAGAUGAACGGCAUGUCCAAUCAGUACUGGGGCUGGGGACUGGAGGACGACGAGUUCUUCGUGCGCAUCCGAGAUGCAGGACUCCAGGUGACGCGGCCACAAAACAUUAAGACUGGCACAAAUGACACAUUUAGCCAUAUCCACAACCGUCAUCAUCGCAAACGGGACACUCAGAAGUGUUUCAACCAGAAGGAGAUGACUCGCAAGCGGGACCACAAGACGGGCUUGGACAAUGUCAAUUAUAAAAUACUUAAGGUGCACGAGAUGAUCAUUGACCAAGUGCCGGUGACCAUCCUCAAUAUUUUGCUCGAUUGUGAUGUUAAUAAAACGCCGUGGUGCGACUGCUCCGGUACGGCAGCGGCUGCCUCUGCGGUACAAACCUGAUGGGUUGUGUUAAACCAAA
This is a messenger RNA of Drosophila eugracilis, 1082 nucleotides long. It is a transcript of the gene beta4GalT7, whose product is annotated as beta-1,4-galactosyltransferase 7. The record is from RefSeq and is a predicted model, not a curated record. The transcript has 3 exons. Gene Ontology annotation, biological process: carbohydrate metabolic process; proteoglycan biosynthetic process. Bases 116 to 1063 code for a protein of 315 amino acids. Gene Ontology annotation, molecular function: xylosylprotein 4-beta-galactosyltransferase activity. NCBI's taxonomy places the organism in Eukaryota, Metazoa, Arthropoda, Insecta, Diptera, Drosophilidae.